GGGAGGGUAAGCUGGACGCUUACUAACGUAAGCAGUGGAUCACGUGCAACGUCUCCUUUAGCGACGUUCAACGUUAGACUCGGGUCUCCUACCUACUACCACCUGCUCGCUUGUAUAACGUUCUAAAUAAUCAUAACUUCGUCCUAUUAAUCUCGCCAGGUUCGUUUUGGUGUUACUCGCCGAUCCCCGGCGAGUUUCCAUGAUGCAUCAGGCUUUACUUGUUCCCGAAGUCCUCCUGGAGAUCUUCACCUAUGUGCACACAAGGCCAUCUACUACUCGGAAACUACCACAAAUAUACGCUCAUGUGAACAGAAAACCAUUUAUCCAAAUAACAUCGACACUUGCAGCGCUUGCAAGGACGUGCAAAAUCUUCCACGAGCCUGCGAUGGAUUUGCUGUGGAGUGAAAUCCAUGGGUUAGCACCACUGCUAGGCUGUGUAACUAGGUUACAUCCACUGAUAUAUUGUAAGGGUAUGACUUGGCUGGACGAGCUUCCUUCUUGGGUGGAAGGCAUCGAGCCAUUAUCUGCCCAUGAGGCCCGUCAAUUUCUGCGUCACUCCUCCCGUAUACGCACAUUGAACAUACAAACGACCCAUCACCACUUUCUUUCUGUCAUUCCCGCCGAGCCUUGCGUAUUUCCGAGGCUGAGGUCAUUAAGUCUUACCACCACAUUUUUGAAUCUCUUUCUGCCACAGACGCUGCACCAAUAUCAUCUAUUUAGUGUCGACGAGGGUCUGCAAUCUUUUGUGACACGUUGCAUUGCUUUGGAGCAUUUGGACAUCCACACUGACCGACAAGGCUAUCAUAACAGCGCAAGUCAGCUGUCCGAUAGAAUUCGUUGGUGCAGGCGGCUUGUAACCCUGUCUUGUCCAAUGCUCGACUGGGAAGCAUUGAAGCACCUCUCCUACCUCCCUACCCUUCUUAAAUUGGAAAUUUUUCAAGUGUAUGAUGACCCUCUGCUGUCAAACCGAGAUAUCGUGACUUUGUCAUUCCUUAACGUCACGAGCCUUUCCCUUUCCUUUCGACCGCUGGACAUGGACGGUGUAGACACCAUCACAGUCAUACAACACUCGCAAUUUCCCUCACUGAAAGAGUUCGAGUUUGAAGCCGACUAUCUGACUUUUGAAGAGGCCGAGCGACUCUUUCAUGCACUGUCCCACUGCCAAGCGGAUCAAACUCUAGAAAAAAUCAACAUUUAUUUAUGUGAUGAAAAUCUGCGGGAACCCCAAGACAAGGAGUCUUUGACACCCAUUCCCCAUUUCCUUUGCUUCACACAGCUUCGAACCCUGCAGCUCAUAUUUCACGAUUCCCACAUCUCCCUAGACAAUGACAUGAUCUUACAAGCUAUGUCUAGUUGGCCGCACAUCCGCACUCUGGAAAUCAGAGACUCUGGUGUUCCUUCUUCCGAAGUCUCCCUCCGUGGAUUAUUCACAGCACUCGGUCUAUGUCCACAAUUGCAUACACUACAAGUUCCAAUCAAUAUUGCAAUUAUAGACAUCGAUCCUGAUGCUGAGCCAAUACAACAUACCUCCCUACGAUCAUUGACAUUGCAGACAUCGGCGGAGUUUGAGAUAGCAGAUGCUGAAACUCUCGCUCUCGCUCGCAUCAUUUCCGCCUGGCUCCCUUGUGUCGACCGAGUUCAAAGCAUGUAUGGGAUUUUGAAUGAAGUCAACGAGCAUCUCUCAAAUCUUUGA
This is a messenger RNA of Suillus plorans, 1693 nucleotides long. RefSeq lists its product as uncharacterized. The transcript is spliced from 3 exons. The coding region runs from base 200 to 1693 and encodes 497 amino acids. The record is from RefSeq and is a predicted model, not a curated record. Lineage: Eukaryota; Fungi; Basidiomycota; Agaricomycetes; Boletales; Suillaceae.